Pollicipes pollicipes is the source of this 4299-nucleotide messenger RNA. RefSeq lists its product as uncharacterized. The transcript has 15 exons. Bases 1 to 4299 code for a protein of 1432 amino acids. The record is from RefSeq and is a predicted model, not a curated record. NCBI's taxonomy places the organism in Eukaryota, Metazoa, Arthropoda, Thecostraca, Pollicipedomorpha, Pollicipedidae.
AUGUGUCCCGAGCUGGACGAGGUCGUCAACAAGAAGGACGGCACGGGACGGACACCGCUGAUGCUGGCUGUGGAGAACGGCAGCGCGGAGCUGACGGGUGUGACCGGCGGCACCGACGGGUUCGUGACGGGAUACCCCCAGACGAGCGCGCAGGGUCCGCAGGUGGCCGCGGCCGGACAACAUCAGCUGGGCGCCUCAGGCUACCCGCCGUCUGCGGCGGCGCCGGGCCCGGCCGCCGCGCAGGGGAGCGGCUGCGGGUCGGCGGAGCCGGAGCUGACCUUCCUGGACAACCACCCUGACUGCGCGCUGGUCGGCACCGAGUUCAUGCUGCUGGUGAACGCCAGCUUCUCCAACUACUUCGUCUGCACCAUGUGCUUCCGCCGCAUGAACGACGAGGCGGAGGCGAUCGCCCACCUGCAGACGCCGUUCCACCGCACCAUGUACCUGGAGCGCUACUUCCCGCGCGCCUUCAAGCGGCUGGGCGAGGGCCUGACGAGCAGCCAGCGGCCCUGGACGGCCGCCACCUUCCAGCAGCUGGAGGUCAUCUGCACCCGCAUCCAGGAGCGCUACGGCCGCAUGGCGCCCGGCAUCGUGGACGAGGCCAAGUUCCUGACCGAUGCUCUGUCGCUCAAGCGCAUCAUCGACGAGCGCUCCCACUUCUAUGAGACGCACGACAUCAGCUACUUCGAUCUGCCUUACCCGUUUUUUGGUCCGGCGCUGACGCCCGAACAGAUGCCUCGCCUCAACGUUGGCACCGUGCAGACGAUGACGUCCUGUGCCGCGGGCGGCGCUGCACCGCCGAGCGCGACGGCUCCUCCGACGGCGGCACCUGCGAUGGCGGGACCUCCGAUGGCGGGGCCUCCGAUGGCGGGGCCGCCGCCGAUGACGGUACCGCCGCCGGUGGCGGGGCUCGGCGCGACGGGCGUUCCUCCGUCGGUGGAUGAGGCGCUGGGCUCGCUGCACCUGCCGCCGCCGGGCCUGACGCACGGGCCCGUGCACAUGUGGCCCACCCAGCCGCCACCGGCUGCCGCCGCCGCCACCCUCCCCUCCGAGCCGCAGGACUACCGCGACAACGGAAAGACCCACGAGCAGGUGGAGCGGGAGAAGAAGAUCAUCGAGUCCGAGAUCAAGAGGUGGCGGGAGGAGACAGCCACAGCGUCGACGGUGAUCGAGAAGAAGACUAUCGCCGACAUUAACCUCAGGCCCAAAGACCCCAUCGAGGCAAGAUAUUACGAGGCUGCCAAAAGGAAGGCCAAGGAAAUGGAAGAGAAAGAGGAAGGCAAAAACAAGACGGAGAAGAAGGGCAAGUCCGAAGGAAAGCAUGAUGAGAAGAAAGGAAAAACCGACAUCAAGCAGGAUGAAAAGAGCAAAGAAGAACCCAAGAAGUCCUCAAGGGAGGCGGAAAAUAAAGAAAGCAAGCAGGCACGCAGCAAAAAGGAAACACCGGACAGCAAGGAAACGAAAGAGAACAAGCUUCCGAAAACAAAUGAAGUCAACCCUAAAAAAUCUGCCAUUGAGAAAGGCGGCGUGCCGGCCGGGGGUGACCAGAUUGCCGUGAUGGAGCUCAUCACCUCGGACGAGGACAGCGACCAGAUGAACAUUCCUGACGAAGUUGAGCCGAAGAAGGUGGUGCGGCGCCGGCCGGGCUCCCGCGAGCGGCGCCACUCACCGCCGCCGACCACCGCCUGGCGCGACCGCUGGCGACGCUCGCCCUCCCGCGAGCUGCAGCUGGCCAGCCGGCACCACUGGGUGCGCUCGCGGUCGCGCUCGCGCGAACGCGGCCGCCGCCUGGCCGAGCGCGGUCGUCGCUCGCGCGAGCGCUCGCGAGAGCGCUCGCGCCACACGCGCUCUCGCUCGCGGGAGCGAGCUGACUCGCCGCCGGGGCGCGGCCGCGGCUCGUCGGCGUCAUAUUCUGAGCUGCGAGAGCGGCGAUUCAAGUUCGAGCGUCUGGAGAAGAACCUGCUGGGCCGGCUGGCCACCAAGAAGGCGGUAUUCGACCGGCGGCCGGAGGAUCACCCCGACUACGCGGCCGAGUGGAAGAAGUUCUGGGAGCGGCGCUACAAGGAGGUGCAGCGUGAGGGCAAGAACCCUGACACGUACGAGUACACACCCGAGUGGAAGACCGCCUGGGAAGAGUACAUUGACGAGCUGUUCGUGCGCGAGCGCCACGAGAAGCGCCAGGAGCUGCUGGCCCAGUACGACUUGAUCGAAGACGAGGACGGCGCGCUGGUGGACGCGCUGGGCGCGGCGCGGCGGGCCGACAGCCCGUGGGAGUCCGGCCGCAGCCGCGGGCGCUCGGCCUCCACCGAGAUCGACCACCGUCAGCUCUCCUGCAACCCGUCACCGCCGGGAGCGAUGACGCUGGAGCGUCCCGACACGGGUGUGUCGACGCUGUCGGCCUCGUCGGCGGGCGAGGCGGCGCGUGCGAUGGCGCGGCCCACCAAGGUGGACCUGCCGUCGGUGCUGCGCGUGCUGACGGCGCUCGAGGAUCAGCUGGGCUCGUUCGCCGGCCCAACCAACGCGCUGCUGACGCAAGCGGUGGCUGCCGAGCGGCUGCAGCCGGGCAGCUCUGUCCAGCUGAUCGCCGUCACCAACAACGUACUGCUCAUGGACACGCUCAAGGAGAAGCUGAAGGGCCAGAUUGCGGCCGGCAUCCUCGCGCCGGCCAAUGUCAGCGCCUCGCGCCUGGCCAUCGACCAGAUCGCCAUGCUGCUGCAGGACGUGCCGGCGCACGUGUUCGAGCCGCCGCUGACCGCGCAGCAGCUGGCCGACCGCGUGGCCGGCUCGGUGUCCAGCAACGACCCGAUGGUCAUUUCGCAGCAAAUCGCCGUCACACUGACCAGCCUCGGCCGCACGAACGUGUCCGAGGCGGAGCUGAACGAGAUUCUCAUCAAGGUGAUGAUCGCCAAGGGGCUGCUGCCGAGCGAGCCGCCGGCGCCGGCGGCGGCUCCGCCCGCGUCGGCCGCUCCUGUGCCGGCUGCCGUGCCGCCCGUCGCGGCCACGCCGCCAAUCGCCACGCCACUGGUCGCCACGCCACCGGUUGCCGCGCCUCCACUGCCCGCCUCCGCCCCCGGCCGGCCUGUCAGCUCGUUCGUGAACACGUUCGCGCCGGCGAGCGCGGCGCAGCCGGCGGUGUCGGCGGCGCCCUUCUCCGGUCCCCUGACGUCGGGCGCUCCGCUCAUGGCGCCCCGCGCGACGCCGCUGUUCAACGCCUACGCCGACGACCGGGCACGGCAGCCGCAGCACGGUCUGGGCAUGCUGCAGUCGGCGUACGACGACGACGAGCUGCAGGCGGAGGCGCCGCCGCCGGCGCGCGAGUACCGCGAGCCGGUCACCAACCCGCCAGCGCCGGAGGCUGACGACGAGCUGAGUGCCGAGCAGAUCCACGCGCUGCUCAACAACUUCGAUACGCUGAGUCGGCCCGAGCAGGAGCAGCUGAUGGAGUACCUGAAGAAGCUGGAGCGCGAGAAGAACGACAAAGUGGAGCAGCUCAAGGUGUUGCUGGCGCGUGACCCGAUCAAGACGCCGGCGCAAAAGAGGCCUCCGGAGACCACGCCGAACGGCUCCGGCGGCGCGGAGGAGGCCGGUCGGACGAGCGCGCCGCCAGCGCCGCUCACCGUCUCGAGCGCGCCACCCGUCACCACUUCGGCGCCGCCGCCGCCGUCGUCGGCCGGCGCUGUCAAGCCCCAGUCGAUGGAUCUGAGCAAGCUGCUCUCCAAAGAAGCGAUCGAGACGGCGCUGCAGAUCGCUAAGCAGCUGCAGACGGGCGCUCUGAAGGCGACGUCGCCGAGUGGGCCGGCAGCGGCUGCCGCGCCGCCGGCCGUCUCAGCGCCGCCGCCGGCCACCACUUACCCCGUGCCGAACGUGGUGAGCCAUGAACGUGGCGUGCCGCCCGUGAAUUCUCAGGGCUCGGGUGACUCGCCCAACUCGGACCAUGCGCCGGCGUUUUCCACGCCGUCGCGGUGGGCGCACCACAAGCAGCAGAGGCCUCGGCCGCCGCUGCCGGCCGCGGCCGGCCAGUACGACCAAUACAACCAGUACCACCAGUACAACCGGGGGCAGCUGGGCGGCUACGCGACCGACGCGGUCGCCGGCUACCAGCAGGACUUCGCCUCGGUCGAAGGCUACGGAAAGGGCCAUGGCUACUCGACCGGCGGCCAGCAGUACGAGCAGCAGGAGGCGGAAGAGGAGUACGUCCAGGAGGCAUACGCCGACGAGGAGGAUUACAACGAGGAGAACGACUACGAGAACUACGCCAACAAGUACAUUGACGAGGAGGACGUCGCCGCCGACCCGUAA